Sungouiella intermedia is the source of this 3435-nucleotide messenger RNA. NCBI's taxonomy places the organism in Eukaryota, Fungi, Ascomycota, Pichiomycetes, Serinales, Metschnikowiaceae. The record is from the annotation of a GenBank genome assembly.
AUGACCGAGAAAGAGGACGAGCAGCUUCUAGCUGAUGCCUCCACUCUUCUAAUGUUUGCCAACACUGCGGCUCGCCAACGGUCGCCAGAUGCCUCUACACAGCCCAAAAUACCUGACCCAAGCGUCAAAUCCACAACUCCUCCUACAUCCACGCCGUCUGGAGGGACGUCAAAACCGGCUGACAAGUCGCUGCCACCGCAAACAGUUCCUCCACCCGUUUUCUCUGGUCAGAAUACCCACCUUCCUCCCAUGGUUUCGAUGAACCCUCCUCCACAAACGUUUCCGCCAGUGUCAUCACAAAAGCUAGCGGGCACUAGCCAUCCAGACUCUGGAUCACCUCCCAUGCCCAAACCACACCUUGUACACAUCCGUCCAGCCCAGCAGGUACAUCCUGGCGGGCUCGGACACCCUGGUUACUCUUAUUAUCCCUAUGGAUAUGUUCUGGGUCAUCCACUGGGGCAUCCACAGGCACCCUCACACGGACCACCGCCGCUGUUGGGUGCCCCAAUGCUGUUUACAGCCCAUAAUGCGCCUCCAGUAAUGCUGACUUCGUCAGAAGUGCCGUCGCAAAAGGUUUCACCCCAGAUUUCGCCGUCUGUGCAGCAGAUGUAUCUCCACGACACUUCCAAGGCGGCAAACACCCCCCCAGCGGAUCGUGCGCAGCUGGCAUUCCACCUUCCGCACCAUGGCAACUUGCCAGUACAAGGAAGCUUCCAGACUCAUCGUAGGACGGUUUCUGCCGGUCAUCAGCCUGAAAGCAUGAUUGACAAGGUGACUCCUCCUUCUGCUUCGCCCGGACCAGCAAAUGUCACGCUAUCUAGAGGCAUCAACGUGGAGACAGGAAAGAGAAACAAUGACAAUGCGAUGAUUGCCGCAGCGGCGUUGGCAGCUGCAGCAGAAGUACCAUUCCCUUUAAAGAACAAAGAUGAAAUUAAGAAUGCUGGCAAGAAUGAACAGCAGAAAGAUGAGGCAUCUCAUCCCAAGGGUAUUUUGCAGGUAUCAGGCGCCACUAUUGUCAAGACCGAAGACUCCGUAAUGACAGAGCCAGAGGACGAUGAAAACCGCACGGAGGACGAGCCUGAGUCUCGUGGAACGGCAAUGCUGGACGCUGCCGAAGAGCUAACAGGCGGCUUGAACAUAGGCACACGUGCUGCUGCUGAAACAUCAGCCCCCCAUUCGCCACAACCAAAGCUUGAAAAAGCUUCACGUUCUCAUGCGGAAACUACUGGUUCCGCUAACAUUGCUUCGCAUCCAUCUACGACACAAAAUUCUCCUUCUAACAGCGUGAUAGCAUCGCCUGCCUCCGGAAAAGCCAUCAGACCGAAUACCAAAGUCGCAUUCCAACCACCACCGCUUAGCGAGUACAAAGUUGAUCCCGACUCUGGAAUGAUUGGUUGCAUUUGUGGCAUAGAAGAAGAUGAUGGCUUCACGAUCCAGUGUGACGUGUGCUUCAGAUGGCAACAUUGUUCGUGUAUGGGCUACAAGACUAAUGAGGAGGUCCCAGAAGACGUUUACAAAUGCUACUACUGUGAUGAGACCAAGUGGAACAGAUUCGAUCCCGCCGUUUGCCGAACAAGUACUUUGGCCAGAUUGGAUUUGGACAAAGUGAACGAGCCCCAAUUCAAACCAGCGCCUCCGAAACGUAAAACUCUGAAUUCUGGAGGUGAGGAAAAGAAAAGAAGAAAGUCCGAGAAGGACGCAAGAGGGCCCGAUAAGCUAGUUGCUGACAAGAGAAAGCCAUCGCUUCCUGCGACUAAUAUGCCAACUCUGACAUCUCCAACUUCUGCUACGUUUGACAUCAAUAACAAGGAUAAUCCUUUGCUAGAAGAGGGGGUGAGCGUCGAACUGUAUCAAAGUGUUUACUACAAAUUGAAGGACUAUGACUACAAAACAAAAGAAGUGAAGAAGCAGCUUGAAGAGUGGGGUCGUGAAUACGAACAAUCGGGUCUUUCUGGAAUAGAUAUAAUGACGCCAACUGCUUACAAGGGAAUUAAAUUCAGCAAAGUCAACUUGCCUAACUACCAGAAGUAUUUACAGGACAGAAACGAACUUCGACGGGGCAAGGGCUUCAAUGAAACUACCAUCCAAGUGAAAGCGUACAGCGACAACCCCAAACAGAAGUUUAUCGGUAUCUCGAAGAUGGGUCUCUUUAUUACAAAGAGAGCUGACGCUAGCGAUGGCGAUGUUAUUCCAGCUGGAAUAGCGGUUAUUGAAUACUUGGGUGAAGUAGAUUUCCUUGAACUGUACAUGGCAAACCUUGCAAACCAAUACUCUACUUGGGGAACCGUGAAACCUCAAGUUGCCCGUGUUAAUUUGCAAUUACAAGAGAAUGCUGAACCAAUUCCAAUUGUUCUCGAUGCUCGAUUUGUUGGUAAUGAGGCCAGAUUCAUCAGAAAGUCUUGUGCAACUACUGCCAACUGUGAAAUAAGAUCGGUCUAUAUCCCUCUGAUGCGGACUUUCAAACAUAUCGUUUACACCACUAAACCUAUUACAUUGAAGGGUGAGAAUUUGGAAGAAGAACUCAGACUCAAAUGGGAGUGGGACAAAAACCACCCAAUCAAUAAAAUGAUAGAACUGAAUCCAGAAGGAAAUAGUGUGGAAGGUUUGAAGUUCGAAGAUUUCACCGAUGAGGAGAAAGUCUUGCUAGUAUCUGGUGUUGAUACUAUACUUAAUUUUGUUGAAUGUGCUUGUAACACUACUUCAAUUAACCUGCAAUGCUCUAUCUUCAAGAUCAAGAAGGCGACCUCUUAUUUACUUCGUUCGACGAGAAAAGCUUCUAGUCUUACCAAUAUUGCCUUCAAUAAGUCGAAGGAUGAACUUGUGAUGCCAAGAAAGUCAAAGCAGUAUAUUUCAUGGAAAGAGCGCUUAACUGAGAGAGAUGAGCUACUUCAUAUGUCCAUUUUUUCGACGUCUACUACGGAUGAUAAUAGUGAGUCAAAUAUUGAAAGCCAAUAUGGAGCAGCAGAAGAGGAAGAGGGCGUCAUGGACUCGCAGAUUACUCCAGACGAAGAAGAACCUGAACAUCACAGAAAAACACAAAAAUUGCCUUAUAAGCAGCAACUCAUUUCGCAUGGAAGAAAGUAUGCUACAAGGAAGUAUAUCACUGAUAGUGGUGACGCUACCAUUGACAAUGCUAACCACGUUCCCAAAACUAUUGCUGUUCCCUUAGUUUCAGACAUCAUCGUGUCGAUUAAGGAGGCUGUGAACAAUACGUUGAAACCGUUGGCCAAGAUAUCUAGUAAUGUCAACAUUGUUGCAAAUUCCAGCCAGCUUGUGCAGCCUCGAGCAGAGGCUGAACCAUCCCAGCAAACGCGGAAAGAAGCCUCUCCUGGACUUCUUGCAAAGACAGAAUCUCCCGUGGCUGAGACUAAGCUGAUUGCACCUCCAGUGGUCAAAAAGUUAUCCUUUGCGGACUACAAGAAGAAGAUGAAAUAA